Messenger RNA from Pomacea canaliculata, 4554 nucleotides. Its product is annotated as multidrug resistance-associated protein 1-like. Gene Ontology annotation, cellular component: membrane. Gene Ontology annotation, molecular function: ABC-type transporter activity; ATP hydrolysis activity; ATP binding. The record is from RefSeq and is a predicted model, not a curated record. Lineage: Eukaryota; Metazoa; Mollusca; Gastropoda; Architaenioglossa; Ampullariidae. Gene Ontology annotation, biological process: transmembrane transport.
CUGUCCGACACGCUGUAAGUCAGACGCUGUUCACAUGUCACACCUGUAGGUGACAGCCAGGUAAAACACAUUUACCAACAGUCCGCUAUGGGCACAGGCAGGCCGCAGUUUUGUGCUGAUUCGUUUUGGAAUUCCAGUUUUUACGAUUUCAACGGUUGGCCACGUCUGACAGACUGCUUCCUCAACACGGUGCUGGUGUGGGUGCCAUGUGCUUUCUUGUGGUGCCCUCUGCCCUUCUACCUGGUGGUGCUGGCCAGGAAAGGGGAAGUCACUCCACUUCCUGUCACCUGGUUGAGCUCGGCCAAGACGUUUUCCAGCAUGGUGUUGAGCAUGGUGGCGCUGGUGUCGUUGAUACAAGACUCUAAACUGUUGACGGAUAGCGGAAGUGACGUGCCUCCGGUGGUCACCUACUUGGCUAGCGUCCUGCGGCUGGUGUCGUAUUUGUGUACAGCCUUCCUUACACAGCAUGAGCGACGACGCCAAGUGAUCACUUCCGGUUUGCAGUUUGUCUUCUGGAGCUUGUUGAUGUUGUGCGACAUCGUGCCUCUAUACACGGCCGUCAUUGAAGAGGAUUAUAACGACGACAUCCUGAAAUUUGUUUUGCUUUGUGUGACCGUCGCCAUAGAGAGCAUCCAGACAAUCUUGUUCUGCUUCUCGGAAGCUUUUAAGGAAACUCAGACUGGAUAUCAUCAACAGUGGAAGCGUCCAUGUCCAGAGGUCACUGCGUCCUUUCCAAGCCGGAUGCUGUUUGGGUGGAUAACAAAGUACAUCUACCUUGGGUGGCAAAGAGACCUUACGGAGGCUGACCUUUUUGACCUCAACCCACGAGACAGCAGUGACGUCCUUGUCCCGUCCUUUGAACGAGAGUGGGAGUUGGAGAGAGAAAGAUUCAGGAACAAACAACGUGGUAAGCCAGGGAACGGCACCAGCGCCGACUCCACUAUCACAUCACUUCAACUUCUUCCCAAAGACUCCAUAGAAGGAGACAUUCACCUUCCAGCAACCGUCUUGGAAACAAGGUCCCUCGUCCCCAGCUGUUCCGCCCACAAUUCGCGAGGAAAGUUAGGGGUCAGCACAGCCUAUGGGACCCUCUACCGCCCAGGGGACGACGAGGUGAAGCAAGAAACGCCGUCGCUGCUCCGAGUCUUGGUGAAGCUCGUGGGACCUCGGCUCAUCCUCGGGCUGUUCGCGAACGCGGUAUCCGAAGGGAUCUUGAUUUUAUGCCCCGUGUUAUUAGGGCUACUGAUCGAGCAGGUGACCAGCCCCGACAACAACGACAAGCAGACGAGGUCUGGCUACGUGCUGGCGGUGCUGAUGUUCGUGGUGUACAUGGUCAGGACACUGCUCUCUAAUUUCAGCUACUGGUGUUCCCAAGUAGUUGGCAUACAGCUGAAGACCAUCCUCAUUGCCGCCAUCUACAAAAAGUCGCUGACGAUGAACAGCGCCGCACGACGACUGGCCGCUAGUGGGGAGAUAACCAACCUCAUGUCUGUCGACUGUCAACGCAUUCAGGACGCCAUGUUCUUUGUCGUCGCUUGGACCACUCCUCUACAGGUUAUCAUUGUUGUCGGUGUCCUCUACCUCUACAUUGGCCCCUCAGUCUUCGCCGGCGUCAUCGUGCUUCUCCUUCUUGUCCCCCUCAACUCCUACAUCUCCAUUUGUCAAAAGAAACUCAACAUCAGCAACCUCAAGUUCAAGGACAAGAGGCUUAGGCUGACCAAUGAUAUGUUGAGUGGAAUGAGGGUGGUAAAGAUGUACGCAUGGGAACCUUCCUUCAAAAAACUGAUCACAGAGUUGAGGAGCGAGGAGACAAAGGUGUUGCUCAGAAUGUCCUACCUGAACAUGUUUAUGAGUGUGUGCGGCUACUUCACACCUUUUCUGGUAACCCUGGCCACGUUUGCAACAUUUGUGGUUGUCUCCCCUGACAACCACCUGGACGCUCGGCGGGUCUUUGUCACCUUGGCCUUGUUGAACUUGCUGAGAGUGCCUCUCGACAUUCUUACCUUUCUCAUACCCAUGACUGUUCAGUCUUUGGUGUCAGUGCAAAGGAUCAACAAGUUUCUGUGCUGUGAAGACCUUGACACCGACAGCGUUACCUGUGAUGCUGAUGCAGUCGACGCCAUAUCCAUCAGAAACGGAACGUUCACGUGGGACAAACACUACGAACCUGUCUUGAAAAACAUCGACAUCAGCGUCGGUGUCGGCAGGCUGGUGGCGGUGGUGGGUCACGUGGGAAGUGGAAAGUCGUCCUUGAUCUCGUCGCUUCUCGGAGAAACCGAAAAAGUGUCAGGGAAAGUAACCAUAAAGAGUUCUGUGGCCUACGUCCCUCAGCAAGCGUGGAUACAAAACGCCACGAUACGUGAUAAUGUUCUCUUCGGGAAACUCUUCAACCUACAAAGAUAUCAACAGGUCCUGCGGGCAUGCGCACUUGAGCCCGACCUGGAAAUACUGCCUGCUGGAGACAUGACUGAGAUUGGCGAAAGGGGCAUCAACCUCAGUGGGGGUCAGAAGCAGAGAGUGAGUCUGGCCCGCGCCGUGUACAGUGACAGCGACAUCUACCUACUGGACGACCCGCUCAGCGCCGUGGACUCGCACGUGGGCAAACACAUCUUCACCGAGGUCAUUGGCCCCAACGGCUUGAUCGGACACAAGACGCGGGUGCUGGUGACACACGGCAUUCACUGGCUGCCGAUGGUUGACGAGAUCAUCGUGCUGUCCGACAACGGCAUCUCGGAGAAAGGCAGCUACGACACUCUUAUGUCCCACAACGGACCCUUCGCUCGCUUCCUCAAACUUCAUCUGCAACAGAGGGAGGAGUCGGAGGAAGAGGAAGACCCUGAGAUCUCGACGCUUAUCAAGAAGAUCCGAGAGAACGUGGUGACGGUGACUUCUAACGGAGCAACUUCCGGUGAAGAUCUUACAUGCAAAGACUACUCUAGACGCAGGAAGUCUACAAGGACAACAUCAAAAUCAUCGUGGAUGACUGAUUCAACAAAAAAUAAAUUCAGCACGUGCCACCUUGAGGAAGACACAUCACAGGAGAACAACUAUAGGCUGGUGAAGGAAGAGACAAUCGAGAAAGGAAACGUGAAGUGGAGCGUGUUUCUCACCUACAUACGAGCAGCAGGCGCCGUACCCUUCACGGCAUCCAUUUUGUUCUUCCUCAUCUUUCAAGCCAUCAACGCCUCUGGUAACUUCUGGCUCAGCCGCUGGACAGACGACAACUUCCUCGCCACAUCCCACGGAAACGCCACCUUGCGGCACAACUACAAAGUCAAGAACGACUACUACCUGAUGGUCUUUGGAAUGUUUGGCAUCGGGCAGAUCGUCACGCUGGUCCUGAGUAACUUCUUGAUCUGGGUUCGAACUGUUGUUGCUUCCCAAAACCUUCACAGCAGACUUCUUGCUAGUGUACUGCGGUCACCAAUGGUCUUCUUUGACACGACCCCAGUUGGACGAAUAAUCAACAGAUUUUCGCGUGACAUAGAUACCAUCGACAACAUCCUUCCAAACAACAUUCAGGAGUCUGUCUCUAUUGGGACGAUGGUUCUUGUCACCAUCAUCGUCAUCUCCAUCAGUACACCGCUCUUCAUUUUCCUAGUAAUUCCUGUCAUCAUCCUGUAUUUCCUCAUACAGACCUUCUACAUCCCGACGUCCCGGCAGCUGAAGAGGAUGGAGUCGGUCACUCACAGCCCCAUCUACGUCCACUUCAGCGAGACCAUCAGCGGCGGCGCCACCAUCCGCGCCUACCGAGCGGUCGACCGCUUCAUCGAGGAGAUAAAACGACGGGUGGACAGAAACCAGUCCUUGUACUUCGCUAGUCUGAGCGCACACAGGUGGAUGUCACUGAACGUAGAAAUCAUCACAAAUCUUAUCGUUUUCGGUGCUGCCAUCUGUUCCAUUGUCACCCCUGGCAUUGGAGGAGGAACUUUGGGAUUCUCUGUGACUUACGCAAUGCAGAUGUCGAAAUAUCUCGGCUGGAUGGUCCGAAUGAUCAGCGACCUUGUAACGAACAUGGUGUCCGUGGAGAGGGUGAAGGAAUACUCACAACUGGAGUCAGAGGCUCCAUGGUCUAAUCCUUUGAGACGUCCAGAUCCUUCGUGGCCCGAGAGAGGUCGUCUGCUGUUUAGUGAGUACAGCACGCGCUAUCGACCCGGCCUUGACCUCGUGCUGCGAGACAUCAGCUUCGUUGUUGAGGCUGGUCAGAAGGUUGGUAUCGUUGGAAGGACAGGGGCAGGUAAAUCCUCCCUGACGCUUUCUCUCUUCCGCUUGAUCGAGGCCUGUAACGGCUGCAUCAUCAUCGACGGCGUCAACAUCGCCGACAUCGGGCUCCACGACCUGCGCUCUCGCAUCACCAUCCUGCCACAGGAUCCCGUGCUCUUCUCUGGCACGCUACGGAUGAACCUUGACCCGCUGUCUCAAUAUUCAGAUGACCAAAUAUGGAAAUCUCUGGAGACUGCUCAACUUAAACGCUUUGUAGAAGAGUUGCCAGAAAAGCUGAACCAUCAGGUGGGAGAAGGGGGACAGAAGCUAAGGUAAUCAAGUUCUGUACAU